GAACCGUCCAAAUGAAUUUGCACCUGGAUUCCCCCGGUAAACCUACAUGUUUAAUUUGAAUUAAAAUGUAGAUGUGCAAAAAUUUAAUUCACAAAUUUUUGCACCGCAUAUGACGCUCCUACCAUUAUCUUGGUUAACUAUCGUAGCUCGCGUUUCCAGACCCUGUAUAUACGCUUCAAGCCCUCGGGCCAUCACCUGGUGUAGUAUGCAGUAAACUUAUAGGUUAUGUUUUCUUUUUCUUGGUAUGGAACGUAUUUAGCAAAAAUUAUUAUUAUUUGUACUAGAAGGAACCGGGAUAAUUUCUGAUAAUGUAAUGAUUACAUAUUCCAAUUAAAAUGGAGUGGUACUGGUAUACAAUUGUCUUCGUUAUGUUCAUGUUAAUCUUUUGCUUAAGAUUUAUAUGUAAACAUGGGUGUAAUGUUGAGCCAGAUUAUAGACGAAAUGAACCUCAGAACAUAUCCUCGCCCGCAGCAACUGCCGGAUUCCAAGUGGUGAGGCAGCACAUAUCUAUACGUGAUGAAUACUCUUCAAUGUGUUCCCCUCUAACGGAGUCUUCAUCGUUGUCAGAUAGCAGCAUGUAUCGAUCUAAUGCCAUACCAACAUUAAGCACUCCAUAUCCUCCUAGCAUAUCUACCCUAAGUAGCGUAUACCCUCCUCCUUUAUCCAAUGUAGAAAACAUUAAUCUUCCUUAUAGGUCUGAACAAAUUGCAUCCACUCCCUCAGACGAUUUACCUCCUUCUUAUGAGGUUGCUACAGGUCAAUUAUCGUCAACUGUAGGUGUACGACAAAAUCAUAAUAGUCACGCAUAACUGAUGCCCACUUUAUGGGGUGGUUUUUAUCUUUUUCUAUAUGUAUAACUAUAAAAAAAUGACGAUUGCAUUUCUAUUUGAUGUGCCUUUAUAUACAUGUAAUGUCAGAUUGUUUUUUAACAAAACUUGUUAUAGAGUUUUAAAUUGUUGAUAUUUUUUUACAAUUUUUAUCAGAUGUGAGGAUAGUUUUUUACAUUUGCUUUAAUUGUUUAUUGUUAUCCAAGACAAGCAUUUGUACAUUAUGUUUCGAAUAAUAACUGUUACUGAAUGAUAA
This is a messenger RNA of Photinus pyralis (common eastern firefly), 1083 nucleotides long. RefSeq lists its product as uncharacterized. Lineage: Eukaryota; Metazoa; Arthropoda; Insecta; Coleoptera; Lampyridae. The record is from RefSeq and is a predicted model, not a curated record. Bases 336 to 809 code for a protein of 157 amino acids. The transcript has 3 exons.